This is a messenger RNA of Amphibalanus amphitrite, 2644 nucleotides long. RefSeq lists its product as uncharacterized. The record is from RefSeq and is a predicted model, not a curated record. Gene Ontology annotation, biological process: oogenesis; negative regulation of translation. Lineage: Eukaryota; Metazoa; Arthropoda; Thecostraca; Balanomorpha; Balanidae. Gene Ontology annotation, cellular component: perinuclear region of cytoplasm. Gene Ontology annotation, molecular function: zinc ion binding; mRNA binding. The transcript has 3 exons. Bases 1990 to 2514 code for a protein of 174 amino acids.
GGCUCGAACCUACAGACUAGACCACAUAAUUAGAACACAAGAUCCUAGCGUGGCUUAUUAACCCGCGCGGGGCUGGGGUCUCCAGCCGAACGCGCGGGGCUGGGGGGGGGGGGUAAAUUUUACCCCCCCUGUUAUCUCCCGAACUAAUGGUCCGAUUUGGAAAAUUCAAACGCCAAUCGAAAGCUCUCAUCACGAACUACUAAAAACAUGUACUUAAUUUAAAGUUUGAGGUCAAGGUCAAGGUCAGGUCAAGGGUACAAAUUGCAAGUUUCUACAGUAUCGGCCUUGCACCGUAGUUGCCGAAGAAUGGAGUCAUGGACUGAGACUGAUCGCCCAAAACGUGUUCUUAGGCUACCAAGACAAUAUUCGUUGCAUACAAUAUCAUUCAGAGGUCAAGGUCAAGGUCAGGUCAGGUCAGGUCAGGUCACCAAAAAACAAAAUAUAGAAAAGGGCAUGUGCGACACAUGUUUUAUGGGUCAUUUUACUCAUAGAAUUCAAUAGGCACACUCAAUAAGUGAUAUGGACCACCUCUGGAUGAAUUUCAGGUCGAGGUCAGGUCAAGGUCAGGUCAAGUGAGGUCAAAUUUUGAAGUUGGUUGUUAAGGCCUAAAAAGGUGUCUAUCUGAUGCAGUUUUGCACGGCGAAUCGAAUGGUGCUAUUUUUGUUUCCGUACGAGGUCUAGAACUUCCAAAAAAGUCAUUUUUCAAAAAUUUUGUGUGUCGUGACGUCAUAAAAUUUUGAAUAACUCCCACAUUUUUGAACCGAUUCUUCUAAAAUUUGGUAUGUAGGUGCACAUAGACCACUUCUCUGACAUAUAUUCCGGUUUUUUCGAUAGACUCAAAAUUUUGGAUUUUAUAAUGAUUUUCCCAAAAAAGUCAGUUUGUUGAAAAAACUUAGGCCAAAAUCCAAAAUUUUCAAAAAACCCAGAUAGCCAUUUGAUAGACAAAGUAAAAUUACGUAUAACCUUUUUUGUUACGUCUUGAUUCCUUUAAAAAUGAAGAUGUUAGCGGCGUUUGAACUUUUGCCGUUUUUGAGGCGAAAAUGGCGAACAUGACGUCACUAAAACGUCAAUUUCUCAAAAAAUUUCCGACGGAUUUCGCUCAAAUUUUCAGGGAACGUGUCAAAUUGAUGUAAGAAAAGGUACUGAAAGUUUGGCGGCGCUGCGCGCCGCCGUUUUUGAGUAUCGCAAAAAUUCGCGAGGAGGGGGGGGGGUAAAAUUUACCCCCCCAGCCCCGCGCGGGUUAAAGCCUAAUGCUCACUGCAGCUCGCGCUCUCGAUCCCUAGAAUUUACACUCUUGUCGCAAGUCGCAGUUUCAUCUCUCUCAGCUCACAUAACUUUUCAUGUCGAUCUCACGUUCAUUAUGAGCGAGCGAGCGCAGCGAGCGAAGCGAGUCUUUUCAAUACUCGUAUAACGGAAAAAUCUCAGUAUGAGCGGCCCGGCCAGGCCCGGCUCGGCCGGGCCGGGCCUGUAACGCUUUUGAGAGGCUUAUAUCUCAGCAACCGCUAGACUGAUUGGCCUGCGGAUUUUCAGACGCCAAUGCGCAGUGUAAAGCUUGAAACAGACUCUUUCCGCAGUCAGGAAAUCGCAUGCGAGAGCCUAUUCAAAUACAUGGAAGCACGCUCGCAUCAAUCGCACGCACCUCCCGCAAGCGAUUGAUGCGAGAAGAAUUACAAUGUAUUUGAAUAGGCUCUCGCAUGCGAUUUCCUGAAAGCGGAAAGUCUGUUUCAGCCUUAAUGCUGGCUUAUGCCAUGUGUCUUUCUAUGCCCCGAUGCUAAGCGCUGGCCUAAACUUACAUGAAGUUAGUUAUGAAUAACAUAUUGAAGUUAGCUGUAUGACAAAAAAAAAAGAAUAAGGCGUGUGCACAAUACAAUUACAAGCUUAAUAACAACUGCCAGCGUGACGGCCGGCAUCUUAUCAUCUUCCAGUCACUGAUUAGGACCAUGAACCGGAAGCGUUUAAAACAAUCUGGUCCUUUGACAGCGGUGUAGAAUGUCGGAGCAGCUUCCGCCGGAUGGAGAAGGCGCCGUGGGACGGGGGUGCCAAUCACCAAUCACCGACCAGCGUCGUCGGUGUAAAAUGGCGGAUGGCACCAAUCCAGCGGACGGCUGGAGAUGCUUCAGCGCCAGAGGCCUUUGGGCGGUGGAAGGAGCAUCCUGUAUAAAAAGUCGGAUGCUUGCCAAAGUUCCUCAGAAGAGCCUAGUGACGACGCCUGGAGACCCGCACACGCCCAACGCCAUUCAACGAGUCCUGCUGCUGCAUCCGAAAAUGGACCGCAAUUCCUUCCAAGGAUACUACGACGUCAUCGGACGGGAGCUGAGGUCCCGCGGCUUCGGCGACAAGUGCCGAUUCUGCGCGAAUAACGGCGAACUGUGGUUCGUCUCCACGAGCCACAAGCUAAAGGACGAACAAGGCCGCACCAGAUGCCCCAUGCUGCAGGCCUAUACUUGCCCGAAGUGCCGGGCAUGCGGACUCAACGCCCACACGAAAAAGUACUGUCCAACGAACAGGCGAUAGGCGUAGGGUGCGAACAUAUAUGUGUGAACCUACGAACAUGUGAGACAGUUUGGAAGGUAUUGUAUGUAUGCCGAGAGGGCACUGUCGUUCAGUGAAUGUUUAUAUGGAGUGCGAAUAAAUGAGUUAUUGC